This is a messenger RNA of Magallana angulata, 4606 nucleotides long. RefSeq lists its product as uncharacterized. The record is from RefSeq and is a predicted model, not a curated record. Lineage: Eukaryota; Metazoa; Mollusca; Bivalvia; Ostreida; Ostreidae. Gene Ontology annotation, biological process: protein polyubiquitination; proteasome-mediated ubiquitin-dependent protein catabolic process. The transcript is spliced from 5 exons. The coding region runs from base 89 to 3652 and encodes 1187 amino acids. Gene Ontology annotation, molecular function: zinc ion binding; ubiquitin protein ligase activity.
UUUUUAAUAUACGGAAUAAAUAGUUGACAUCAUUUAAAACACUUUAUUCUUUUAUUAAACAAGUUUUGAGACCUAGUCCCUCCACACAAUGGAAACAGCAAGCACUCCAUGUAAAGUACAUCAGUGUUCUAAGUGUCCGGGGGACACAGAGUACUAUUGUGUAUCGUGUCAAUAUGAUCUGUGUCCCCAGUGUAAAAAGAGCCAUGUAAAAGAUCUCCAAACAAUAGACCAUGAUGUUUUGUCACACCGUAAUAGAUUCAACUACAUCCCAAAAGAAGAGUAUUGUGUGAGACACCCCGACAUGCUACUUGGAAUGUACUGUGAACCUUGUGAACUCCCUGUCUGUUUCCAUUGCACACAGCAUAAAGAACACAGGACACUAGAUAUUAGAGCAAUUUAUAAAAAAACGCGACAACAACACAGAGGAACCAUUCACACCAUCAGAAGUGACGCUCUCUUUUACAGACCUGUUCUCCUGCCACGAAUCAAAACUGAUUUCAAAACCUGUCGCACAGAAUUCUCCCUCUAUCAAUCAGAGAUGUUAACAAAGGCCCAGAAACUGAAGCAUCUCAUUGACUAUAUACAAAACGAUUUCAUGUGUAAUGUGUUCUGUGACUUUGAUUUCAAACACAGAUGUUUAAAACAGAAAAAAGAAAUGAUCAUACACAUUGUCAGCCUACAGAGACAUGUACACAUAUAUGAACAGAGGAGAGUAAUCAGACCGCUACAAUUCCUCACCUCCAUAAAGACAGCCCUUCCCCAGAUACAUCCUACACUCCACACCAGCCAGCUCUCCAUGACUCAGUCACUCAACAAGGAGGAUGUCAUGGAGUCACUGAGUGUAAUCCAAAUCACAGAGAGAGGAAACCGACGCGUAGGAAACCAGUGUCUGCUGAAACUGACGUCUGUUCCUGAGUUCCAUCAAUCUCUCACAGUGACAGGUGCUGGUGGUUGUUUUCACAUUUCCUGUGUGACAUCAGACCGGGUCUGGGUCAGUGAUGAUAGAAACAAUCUCAUGUUGACAGACACAACAGGUGUCCCUCUAUAUCAUGUGGUGGAUUCAUGGAGUGAUUUCUAUGGACACACAGUGAACAGUGAGAGUGAACUGAUUUAUAUAGAUAGGAAUUAUAACAUCAACAAACUGUCAAAGGACAUGAAAACAACCACCACAUUUAUAGAGAGAACAGAAUCUACAUGGAGACCACGGUGUGUGUACUGGUCCCCGUCCACUGGGCAUCUACUGGUCGGAAUGUGUUAUAAUAGACAUACAAAGACAGGCAAGGUAACCCGGUACAACCAGAGUAGACAACUGACACAAACCAUACAACAUGACAACACUGGACUGCGACUGUAUAGUCAGCCUCACUAUAUAACAGAGAAUAACAAUGGGGAUGUCGUGGUGUCUGACUUAUUGUUUGGUGCUGUAGUGGCGACAGACCGUGAAGGAAGACAUCGUUUCUCCUACACAGGACAUCCAUCAGGAUCAGGACUAAAGCCAUGGGGAAUCUGUACUGACGCACUGUCACACAUCCUGGUGUGUGAUGAUAGAACCAAAACAGUACAGAUGUUAGACAUGGACGGUCAGUUCCUGUCACAUCUACUGACAGAAUCACAAGAGAUGGGUAGACCAUGGGGCCUGAGCUAUGAUGUCAACACUCACCGUCUCUGGGUCGGAUCGGAGGACAACAACAAGGUGUGUGUCUACAGGUAUAUCACCAGACAGGACGCUCUGACAGAUCAAAGUCGUGUGAUGGAGUCACUGAGUGGAAUCCCAAUCCCAGGGACAGAAAAACCACAGCAAGAAAACAAGUGUCUGCUGAAACUGAUGUUAAUUCACUCUCUCACAGUGACUGGUGUUAAUCGUUCUUAUCACAUUUCCUGUGUGACAACAGACCGGGUCUUGGUCAGUGAUAAAUACAAUAUCAUCUUGACAGACGCAACAGGUGUCCCACUACAUCGUGUGCAGGAUCCAUGUAGUUGUGAUAUAUUUAUUGGUAAUGGAUCACACACAGUGAACAGUGAGAGUGAACUGAUUUAUAUAGAUAGGAGUUUUAACAUCAAAAAACGGUCAAAGGAUAUGAAAACAACCACCACAUUUAUAGAGAGAACAGACUCUACAUGGAGACCACGGUGUGUGUACUGGUCCCCGUCCACUGGGCAUCUACUGGUCGGAAUGUGUUAUAUACAUACAAAGACAGGCAAGGUAACCCGGUACAACAAGAGCGGACAACUGACACAAACCAUGCAACAUGACAACACUGGACUGCGACUGUAUAGUCAGCCUCACUAUAUAACAGAUAAUAACAAUGGGGAUGUCGUGGUGUCUGAUUUUUUGUCUGGUGCUGUAGUGGUGACAGAGCGUGGAGGAAGACAUCGUUUCUCCUACACAGGACAUCCAUCAGGAUCAGGACUAUGGCCACGUGGAAUCUGUACUGAUGCACUGUCACACAUCCUAGUAUGUGAUGAUAGAACCAAAACAGUACAGAUGUUAGACAAGGACGGUCAGUUCCUGUCACAUCUACUGACAGAAUCACAAGAGAUGGGUAGACCAUGGGGCUUGAGUUAUGAUGUCAACACUCACCGUCUCUGGGUCGGAUCGGAGGACAACAACAAGGUGUGUGUCUACAGGUAUAUCACCAGAAAGGACGCUCUGACAGAUCAAAGUCGUGUGAUGGAGUCACUGAGUGGAAUCCCAACCCCAGGGACAGAAAAACCACAGCAAGGAAACCAGUGUCUGCUGAAACUGAUGUCUCCCCCCGAGUUACUUCACUCUCUCACAGUGACAGGUGUUGAUUGUUGUGAACACAUUUCCUGUGUGACAUCAGACCGGGUCUGGAUCAGUGAUUAUAGAAACAAUCUCAUGUUGACAGACACAACAGGUGUCCCUCUACAUCAUGUGGAUUCAUGUCGUGGUUUAUAUGGAGGAUCACACACAGUGAACAGUGAGAGUGAACUGAUUUAUAUAGAAAGGAAUGAAAACAUCAAUAAACUGUCAAAGGAUAUGAAAACAACCACCACAUUUAUAGAGAGAACAGACUCUACAUGGGGACCACGGAGUGUGUACUGGUCCCCGUCCACUGGGGAUCUACUGGUCGGGAUGUGUUAUAUAAAUGACUAUACCAUGACAGGCAAGGUAACCCGGUACAACCCGAGUGGACAACUCACACAAACCAUAAAACACGACAACACAGGACGGGGACUGUAUAGUGGACCUACCUAUAUAACAGAGAACAACAAUGGGGAUGUCGUGGUGUCUGACUAUAAGUAUGUGUUUGGUGCUGUAGUGGUGACAGAGCGUGGAGGAAGACAUCGUUUCUCCUACACAGGACAUCCAUCAGGAUCAGUACUAUUGCCACGUGGAAUCUGUACUGACGCGCUGUCACACAUCCUAGUGUGUGAUAGAUGGACCAAAACAGUACAGAUGUUGGAUAAGGACGGUCAGUUCCUGUCACAUCUACUGACAAAAUCACAAGAGAUGCGUGAACCAUGGGGCCUGAGUUAUAAUGUCAACACUCACUGUCUCUGGGUCGGAUCACGGGACAACAACAAGGUGUGUGUCUACAGGUAUAUCACCAGACAGGACGCUCUGACAGAUGAACACAGACCCCGUCCUGAUGAUGAGGUCAUGUUUAGCUCAACACCAGCCGUAUAAUGGAGAUAGCUUGGAUAUUGACAGAUAUGAAGACUGCUAUUGAAUACAAACAUUGUCGAUUCCUGACCAUGAUUUUCCAUUUAAAGUAUCCAACACAGUUUAUGGUGGAAUCAGACCAAAUAUUUCCUAAGGAGACGGAUAACCGGUAUCUUAUUCCGUGAUAUAACUGACCGUGUGUUUAUAGCUCUACGUAGACUUAUUGAGUGAUGUAACGGACCGUGUGUUUGUAGCUCUACACAAACUUAUUCAGUGAUGUAACGGACCGUGUGUUUAUAUUUAUUCAAUGAUGUAACAGACCGUGUGUUUAUAGCUCUACACAGACUUAUUCAGUGAUGUAACGGACCGUGUGUUUAUAGCUCUACACAGACAUAUUCAGUGAUGUAACGGACCGUGUGUUUAUAGCUCUACACAAACUUAUUCAGUGAUGUAACGGACCGUGUGUUUAUAGCUCUACACAAACUUAUUCAGUGAUGUAACGGACUGUGUGUUUAUAGCUCUACACAAACUUAUUCAGUGAUGUAACGGACCGUGUGUUUAUACAUGUAUUUAUUCAGUGAUGUAACGGACCGUGUGUUUAUAGCUCUACACAAACUUAUUCAGUGAUGUAACUGACCGUGUGUUUAUAUUUAUUCAGUGAUGUAACGGACCGUGUGUUUAUAGCUCCACACAAACUUAUUCAGUGAUGUAACGGACCGUGUGUUUAUAGCUCUACACAAACUUAUUCAGUGAUGUAACGGACCGUGUGUUUAUAUUUAUUCAAUGAUGUAACAAACUGUGUGUUUAUAGCUCUUCACAUUUUUGCACAUCAUGUUGUGGGGGUUUUCCCCCCAAGUAAUCUCACUUAUGAUUCACAUUUGAUGUACAUGAAAGUGAAUAAAAUAAAUAUAACUAUCCAUUUAGUAAUAUCUUUUUAUUAGUCAGACUCUGUGCAGUUUACAAAAGAACAGGGAAACA